Closterium sp. NIES-65 is the source of this 5115-nucleotide messenger RNA. The record is from the annotation of a GenBank genome assembly. Lineage: Eukaryota; Viridiplantae; Streptophyta; Zygnematophyceae; Desmidiales; Closteriaceae.
AUGAACAGGUAUCAUCUCGUAGCUCACCUUGUAACCGUGUCUAUUCUCAAUGACGAGCGGGAGAUUGAGAUAGGCGCGCCAACCGGCGUGAGCCACGUGACGCACGUCACCUUCGACCGCUUCCAGGGCUUCCUCGGCCUCCCGGAUGACUUUCACGGCGAGCUGCCGGCACGAGCUCCCAGCGCCAGGGCUUCCUCGGCCUCCAGGACGACUUUCACGGCGAGCUGCCUGCUCGAGCCCCCGGUGCAAGGUGCAUAUCAAGUUGCUGUAGGUGUUGAUGGUGCACCUCUCCUCACACCUUUGCACCUCCUCCCUCUUCCCCCACCCCAACUCCACCCCCCUCCCAACGCACUCCCCCGCUGCCCGGUCAGUCGGAGUGUGUUUGGGGUGUGGCCGGAGACGCUGCAUCGGACUGUCUUUGGGGUGCGACCGGAGACACUGCAGUGUUCGCACGACUUGGAGGGCAACCAGGUGCCGGACAUUCUGCUGCAGCUGCAGGCGAUGCUCUACGGCAAGAACGGACUGCAGGUCAACCUGGGUCUGGUGCCGCGCAACAUCGACGUGCAUGCCAUCGCAGGCCUCAUCAAGGUACGCCCCUCUCUCCCUCCCCUCUCCUCCCCUCCCCUUCUCUCCGUCAUCUUUUUCCUUUCCCCUCUUCUCCCUCACUCCCUUGCCUCCCCUCCUCUCCCUCCUCUCCUUCCGCUCCCCUCUUUUCCCUCUUCCCCAUCUUCCCCUUCCUCUCCCCCUUCUCCCGCUUCUCCCACCCAUCUUUCCCUCCCAUCUUUCCCUCCUCUCCCUCUUCUCUCUCCUCUCUCCCCUCUUCCGUCCCCUCCCUACCUCCUCCCCUCCUUUCCCUCCGCAUUGCUGUGCCUCUCCGUUACCCCCAUCCGCAUCCUUAUCUCCAUGCCCACCCCCAGGGCGUGGUUCCGCGAGUUACCAGAGGGCCUACUGGACCGCUUGAAGCCAGAGAAGGUAGCGGCAGCAGAGAGGGAGGAGCAGAUGCUGGCGCUCGUGGCCACACUGCCCGCCCUGCCUGACCUGUACCCCCACCCCCGCACCGCACCCUCCCACUCAAUGCAGGCGUGGUUUAGGGAGUUACCAGAGGGUCUACUGGACCGCUUGAAGCCAGAGAAGGUGGCAGCAGCGGAGAGGGAGGAGCAGAUGCUGGCGCUCGUGGCCACACUGCCCGCCCUGCAGGCUGGCAUGCUGGACUGGGCGGUGGGGCUGAUGGCGGACGUGGUGCAGCACGAGGCGAGCAACAAGAUGAACGCGCAUAACAUCGCUGUGGUGUUCGCUCCAAAUAUGACGCAGAUUGUGGACCCGCUAAUCGGCUUCCAGCAUGUCAUCAAGCUCAUGGACCUGCUCAGAGUGCUCGUGCAACGCAAGCUCAAGCAGCGCCUCGACAACCCCCCUCUGUCCGCCGCUCCUCUCACGGACCAACCAGCACAGGACGGGGCAGAGAGGGGGGAGAGGGAGGAGGAAGGGGAGGAGGAGGAGGAGGAGGAGGGACAGGAGCGGCACGGUUCAGGCAGAUAUGGUGGCUUUCUCGGGAAUGGUGUGCAUGAAGAGAGCACAGGUCAUGAGGAGGAAAGGGAGGAAGAUGAUGAGAGGGGGGGAGAGCCGUUAUUGGAUGAGUGCACAGCACCUCUGGCAGGAGAUGACCCUCACACGCCCAUUGCCAGACCUCUUGUUCCCGAACCUCUCCUUGCCGAGCCUCUCAUUCCCGGACCUCAUGGCGAGCGUCCGAGUGAGGAGGUACAGGGGUCAACUUGGAUCGUUGAUAAUAGGCUUGAGGGGGACAGUGCAUGUGAUCGGCAAGAGGGGAGCAGCGGCAGCGAGGGGGAGGCAGUGGUGUGUCAUGGGUGGGACAUGAUGCCAGCUGUAACGGGCAAUUCGCUUCCGGUUUCGACCAGUGCUGGCGAUUCUGCACACCAACGGCAGCAGCAGCAGCAGCAGCCGUUUAAGCCGGCGUGGAAGCAGCGCGGUGCAGAGCGGUGCAGCACAUUGAGCAUGGAGUGCGGGCUGAGCAUGGAUGGCAGCAGCAUGUUCAGUCCACACGGGGGCAUGCUGAGUCCGUGUGAGAGCAUAGACAGCCCGGGGGGGGUCCUUGCCACGCCCGUGGGUCUCACAGGGGCAGCUGCAGCUGCUGCUGCUUCUGACCCUGCCUUGUUCCUGAGGUUCCGCAGCGAUUCGCGGGAACAGCAGCAGGGGCUUCUCACUCAGGCGCCUCAGCAGGCGAUCCUGCCUGCUGCGCCCCCCGUUGGAGGGACUGUUGGCCUCUACGCACGGGCGCAUGCAGCUGCUGCUGCUGCUGCUGCUGCUGCUGCUUCUUCCCCUGCUUCCUCCCCUGCUGCUGCGCUUGGGUUGGCAUCCUCCUCAGCAGCAGGCAGUGCAGCCUCCUCUCCCACGGUAGCAAGCCCUGCACUGAGCCCUGCGGCCUUCUCUCCCACUACCGGCACCCCCAGCUCGGCAGGAGAGAGGCGGCACGGGGGGCACAAGGGAGGGUUCAAGGGCGACCUGUGGUCCAGACGAAAAGGGCCUGCAGUGCCCCACUCCCGCCUCUCCCUCCCUGCUGCCUCCUCCCCCUCUGCUGCUGCUGCUGCUGCUGCUGCUGCUUGUGCCAACAAUGGUGCUUACCCGGCUAAUGCCAGUGCCUCUCGCACUGCCAGCAACAGCAGUGCUGGCAGCGAUGCUGCUGCUAGAGCUGCCACCAGCAGCAGCGGUGACCUGACCCCCACCCCUCCCGCCAGCACUGGUGGCUUCACACCCACCCAUCCCCUCACACCCACGCCUCCCUUAACUCCCACGCCUCCCUCCCGUCCGCUCAAGGACCCCUCCGCCCACUCCCCAUCCCCCCUUCGCUCCCCUCUGCUGGGACGGAGACGAGGGUACAAAGAGAAGAAGCACUCUCCGGGUAGCAAGCAGCAGCAGCAGCAGCAGCAGCAGCACGCAGUGCUGGCGUCGGCACCAUCAGCUGGGGCAGCAGGUGAGUGUGCCCCAGCGCUGACCCCCCGGUCAGGGUUUGGUGCUGUGCCCCCAGGCACGCCCCCUUCAGAGGCCGCUCAGAACCCUGCUGUGACUCCUCGCUCGUUCCUCUCCCGGCAGUUCCCAGGAGGGUCGGGCUUUGGUGCGGUCCCAGGCACGCCUCCCCCUCACUCGCCCCGCCUAUUCCCCCUGUCGCCGCGGAACUUCUUUAGAAAGCACAAGUCGGAGGGGGGCGUGGAGAGGAGAGACGGGGUAGAGCGGGACGAGGGGAGAGAAGGUGGAGAAGGGAGAGAAGCGAGAGAAGGGAGAGAAGGGGGAGAGGGGCAUGAGCAUCACUUGCAACACUCUAGGCUGAUGGUGGUGGGUGAAAGUUCAGACAACCACGUGGGGGAAUCAGGAGGCAUUCCAGGUUCAGAGCACACUGAAGCAGGGGCGUUUCCAGAGACAGGUGGUGGGGUUGGUGGAGACAGGGAGGGAGGGGUUUGUGCUGUUUCUCAAGUCAGUUCUGUUCCUCAAGUCGGUUCUGUUCCUCAAGUCGGUUCUGAUUCUCAAGUCGGUUCUGUUCCUCAAGUCGGUUCUGUUCCCCAAGCUGGUUCUGCCCCUCGGUUGCCAAUUACCUGGUCUGACACGCAGUGUGCUUUUGAGAGCUCUCCACACCAAUCUCCCCUGGGGUAUGAGCAGCAGCAUCAGGUGCAGUGGGGUGACAGCAGCACGGGAAAUGUGGGAGAGCAUGCGGGGGAAGCGGGGGGGACAAGAGGAACAGGAUGGGCGGCAGUAGAAGCAGCAGCGGCAACAGCAACUGGAGGGCGGCCAAAGUCGAGUGGGGGUUGGAGAAGAGGGUGGUCUGGGCCUCAUGGGGUGGCAGGGGUGGGCAUGGGCGAUAUGUUUGGGGCCAAGUCCCCCCGCGCUCUCCUCUCCCCGCACUCUCUCCUCUCCCCCCGCGGCUUCCUUUCCCCUGGUGGUUUCCGCUCCCCCCACCCGUCCGGACACGGAGAGAGGGCGGAUGGGGGAAACAGGGGGGGUGAGGGGGACAGGGCAUAUGGGGAAGGCAGUGUGAAAACGCCAGGAAGGGGAGAGGGGGCAGGCAGGGGAGAGGGGGCAGGCAGGGGAGAGGGGGCAGGCAGGGGAGAGGGGGCAGGCAGGGGAGAGGGGGCAGGCAGGGGAGAGGGGGCAGGCAUGGCGGAUUUCUUACCCAGCGAAGAGGAGAAAGGAGGGAGAGAGGAGGGAAGAGAGGAGGACGGGGAGGAGCGGCGAUUCCCAGCCGAACAGGCGUCUCUCGACUUGCCUGUCAAAUCACCAAGGGCAUUUCGGAAACUAACCCGGAGGUCGAGUGGGUUUCAGCUGCCGACGCGGGCAGCAGUAGCAGCAGCCAUGACCCUCCCCUCGUCCCUCUCCAUGAAAGAGCGGCGCUCCGAAUCAUCAGCAGCACCAGCCAUUUUCUCCCUCCCUCCCUCUGCUUCUCUCUCCUCUGCCUCCCCUUCCUCGGCAAAGCCUCCGUGGGGCUCCGGGUCGAUGCAGGAACGGCCUCUGCACCUGCAGCAGCAGCAGCAGCAGCGCCUGGCGCAGGCUCGGCAGCAGGAGGUUCGGCAGCCGGAGGCUCGGCAACUGGAGGCUCGGCAACUGGAGGCUCAGCAGUCGGGCGUCUCCCAGGCUCCGCUGGAGGGUCGGUUGCGGCAGGUCCGGAAGGGGAAGGUGCAGCUUCCUCGGGCUAUUUCAGCGGAUCAGUAUCAGCAACACGAUGGGAGGGAGUUCUUCCAGGAACAGCUAUCGCUGCAGCAACAGCACCUUCAGCAGCAGCAGCAGCAGCAGCAGCAGCAGCAGCAGCAGCAGCAGCAGCGAGCUCCUCUAGAGAAGGCAAGCAGUGCGAGUGCAGCUCUGGCAGCGUGGGCCAAGCGGUCAAAGCAAGGGGGGCAGAGGCAGGGGCAGGCACGCAGAGAGGGGCAGAGCUUGGGGGAAACUCUGGAGCAGGAGGAGGAGGGGAAGGAGCAGGAGGAGGAGGGGAAGGAGGAGGAGGAGGAGGAGGAGGAGGAGGAGGAGGAGGAGGAGGAGGAGGAGGAGGAGGAGGAGGAGGAGGAGGAGGAGGAGGAGGAGGAGGAGGAGGAGGAGGAGGAGGAGGGGUGGGGAAGGUGA